This is a messenger RNA of Oncorhynchus tshawytscha (Chinook salmon), 3477 nucleotides long. RefSeq names its product E3 ubiquitin-protein ligase RLIM. The transcript is spliced from 4 exons. The record is from RefSeq and is a predicted model, not a curated record. The coding region runs from base 217 to 2559 and encodes 780 amino acids. Gene Ontology annotation, molecular function: ubiquitin protein ligase activity. NCBI's taxonomy places the organism in Eukaryota, Metazoa, Chordata, Actinopteri, Salmoniformes, Salmonidae. Gene Ontology annotation, biological process: ubiquitin-dependent protein catabolic process; random inactivation of X chromosome; protein ubiquitination. Gene Ontology annotation, cellular component: nucleoplasm; cytoplasm.
UCCGUUUCAUGCUCCCCCAGUUUCCGGAAGAUCUCUGUACAAUGAUGGAGAAAAUGGAAUCCUAAGACCGUACCCAAAUAUUCAAGCGGAUUUGUUAGAAUAAAACGACCAAAGUCCAAGAUAACGAAUAACGACACAAAUACAAGACAGCAGCUGGAUCGUGGUGACUCAGCGAUAGACAGCGUUUAUCUCCAGCUUCUCUCCCUUCGACACCCGAUGGAGGGCUCCGACAGUUCCGAGCCGGGCGCCAGUGACCAACCAGAGGCCCAGCGCAGGCGGCAACGGGACCGGCUAGACCGGGAGGAGGCCUUCUACCAGUUUGUCAACAACCUGAGUGAGGCAGACUACCGGCUGAUGAGAGACAACAACCUGCUGGGUACCCCAGGUGAGAUCACAGCAGAGGAGUUGUUGAGUCGGCUGCAGCAGAUUAAGGAUGGACCAGAGCAGCAGCAGCCUAGCAUCAACACCAGUGAGACUGGAGAAGCUACAGGUGAACUGGCAGAAGGUCCAGAGGACCCGUCUAACGGCGACACCCUCUUGGAUUGGCUGAACACCGUCAGGCGGACAGGCAACACCACCCGCAGUGGUCACCGAGGCAACCAGUCAUGGCGGGCGGUGAGCCGGACCAACCCAAACAGCGGAGACUUCCGGUUCAGUCUGGAGAUCAACGUUAACCGUAACCUGGCUGAGCAGCAGGCCCGCGCAGAGGGGGAGGCCGAGGCGCAGGAGGAGGCCCCAACUAGAGCACCUGGCAAUGGGGUGGAGGUCCAGCCUGAGGCGGGGACGGAGGUGCCCAUGGAGACAGGAGAGGUGCUGGAGGAACCAGUUGUGGAGGAGAUGGCUGUCAUAGUGGAACCAGAAGCGGAGAUGGAGCCAGAGGCUGAAGUAGAAGCUGAGCCAGAGGCUGAAGUAGAAGCUGAGCCAGAGGCUGAAGUAGAAGCUGAGCCAGAGGCUGAAGUAGAAGCUGAGCCAGAGGCUGAAGUAGAAGCUGAGCCAGAGGCUGAAGUAGAAGCUGAGCCAGAGGCUGAAGUAGAAGCUGAGCCAGAGGCUGAAGUAGAAGCUGAGCCAGAGGCUGAAGUAGAAGCUGAGCCAGAGGCUGAAGUAGAAGCUGAGCCAGAGGCUGAAGUAGAAGCUGAGCCAGAGGCUGAAGUAGAAGCAGAGAUGGUCCCAGAGUUAGUAGUAGAGGUAGUCCCACAGCCGCCCAGCUCUGUCACCACCACCCCUCCUGUCUCCAGACCUGCCAGUCCCCUGGUGCAGGCCCCUCCAGCCGCCCCUGCCCCUCCUAGCCCGCCCCCCGAGGAGCCUCCGCGACGGGGCCAGAGACGAGCCCGCAGCCGUAGCCCUGAGCAGCGCCGGACCAGGGCUCGCACCACACGAAGUCGUUCCCCCCUCACCCUGGACCGACUCCCCCGCCACGUCCCCACCUCAGCCACCUCACACAGCCCCGCCACCCAGGCACCCGCAGAGGGAAGCUCACGGACUCGACAGCAUGUUCUGUCCCGGCAGAGCACCGCAGAGUACGAGGCCCAGUCAGCCGGAACAGGGUUUGACACAGGUUCUGGGAACGCCCCAGAGCCCGGUACCACCCCACCCCAGGAGGGAGAGGCCGCGGGCGGGGAGGGAGCAGCAGGACGACGUCCCCCCACCAUCAUGCUGGACCUGCAGGUGCGUCGUGUUCGUCCAGGUGAGUACCGCCAGAGGGACAGCAUUGCUAACAGAACCCGCUCACGCUCCCAGAACUCCAACAACACCUUCCUGUACGAGAGUGAGAGGGGUGGGUUCCGCAGGACCUUCUCCCGGUCCGAGCGUGCGGGUGUGAGGACGUACGUCAGCACCAUCAGGAUCCCCAUCAGGAGGAUCAGUGAUGCAGGGUUGGGAGAGGCCACCUCCAUGGCUCUGCAGACCAUGAUACGACAGAUCAUGACCGGCUUCGGAGAGCUCAGCUACUUCAUGGACUCAGACUCUGACUCCUCGGACUCAAACCGUGGCGGUGGUAACCCCACUGGCGCUGCCGACCUGGCCGAGGCGCUCAAUACUCCCGACGGGGGAGUAGCCGGCAUGGCGGAGGGGGCGGAGCCUCCUGUCUCAGUGAGCGGGCAUAGUAUUGGAGGAGUCGGGGAGGCAAGGACAGAGGAGAGGGAGGGGGAGGACGGGAUGGGUCUAGGUCUGUCCCCCGUGAUAGGUUUAGGGGUAGGGGGCACCCCCAGGGAGGGGCGAGCUCGGCCCCGUGCCCCCAUCAGUCUGGAGGAACCAGGGUCACUACCCUUCCUCCGCCUUGCUCACUUCUUCCUCCUGAAUGAUGAGGAUGAGGAACAGCCCAGAGGACUCACCAAGGAGCAGAUCGACAACCUCUCCACCAGGAACUUUGGGGAGAGUGAUGCUCUGAAGACCUGCAGUGUGUGUAUCACAGAGUAUGCUGAGGGGAACAAGUUGAGGAAGUUGCCCUGUUCUCAUGAGUACCAUGUUCACUGUAUCGACCGCUGGUUGUCUGAGAACUCCACCUGUCCUAUCUGCCGCAGGGCCGUGUUGGUGUCUGCUAACCGGGAGAGUGUGGUCUAACCUGGAGAGCUGGAGGUCAGGGGUCAGCGGUGCUCCAGGCAUACAGCUCCAGUAUAUAACACCGUGUCAGUUCUGCAGGCCUUUCUCCUAGUCAGACCAUUUACAUUGUUCAUGUUUUCAUUCUUAAGCCAUCACUGACUUUUAUCCAACUGACAUGCUGGUGUUUGGACAGACAGACAAGACAGAGAGACUGAGACAGAGAGACUGACAGGAAGGAAGGAAGGUGAUGUCCUCAUAGACUCUGUAGGAAGAGACGUGAGAAAGAGAUGCAAUUGUCCCCUGUUGGCUAACAGACCCCACUCUCCCCUACCUGUCUUACCCCAAAAGGGACUCCACUGUCCCCACCUGACCCUGCUCUCCACCUGAAAGACUUAACUGCAUUUAUCAAUACUCUGGAACGGCUCACAGACUGUCAGUGUGUCAAAGCUUGCUGAAUUAGUUUUUAAGUUAAAACUGUAGAAUGUUGUACAGGCUUUAAUGGGGAGAACAAGAUGUGACGGACUUGGAUUCCGUUGGGAAUUCUAUCAGUUUAUUUGGACUCGUAUUGCAUCAUAUUCAGGACAUCGGACCAAUAGUACUGAUUAUGAAUUGUGUUGAACCGUCGUUGAGAUGGGAUGUGGGUAUCUGUUAACUGAUGCUCGUAUGUAGUCUAACUCUAGCCCAUCACAUGAAGCAUUGAUCUGGCCUGUUUCUAUUUCUGCCCUCUGACAGUGUUUCAUCAUGACCUGGCCUGUGUACACAAAGCAUAUCACAGUAUCAGUGGGGGUCUAGGAUCAGUCCGUCAGUGGGGGUCAAGGAUCAGUCCGUCAGUGGGGGUCUAGGAUCAGUCCGUCAGUGGGGGUCUAGGAUCAGUCCGUCAGUGGGGGUCUAGGAUCAGUCCGUCAGUGGGGGGGGUCUAGGAUCAGUCCGUCAUUGGGG